This is a messenger RNA of Pelmatolapia mariae (spotted tilapia), 333 nucleotides long. RefSeq names its product proline rich 15 like b (gene prr15lb). The coding region runs from base 1 to 333 and encodes 110 amino acids. The transcript has a single exon. The record is from RefSeq and is a predicted model, not a curated record. NCBI's taxonomy places the organism in Eukaryota, Metazoa, Chordata, Actinopteri, Cichliformes, Cichlidae.
AUGGCUGACUCAAGCUGGUGGAGGCUGACCUUCUCACGCAAGAAGAAGUCUGAAUCCAAGGUUCUGUAUGAAAUCCCAGCAGAGCAUGGCAGUAACACUGGGAACAAAGACCACCCGAGUAGUAAUGGCUCUCCAGAACUGGACAGCCAGUUGAAUGCCAAACUGGAGAAAAUCGUCGAUAAAUCUGCCACCAAAGGACGCCACGUCAAGGUCUCCAACUCCGGCCGCUACAAGGAGAAGAAGAGGGUCCGCGCCACGCUGGCUGAGAACCCAAAUCUGUUUGCAGACAACAACCUCAGUCAAGAGAAUCAUAAAAAGAAGACUGAGAAAUAG